Helicoverpa zea (corn earworm) is the source of this 2669-nucleotide messenger RNA. Its product is annotated as small G protein signaling modulator 3 homolog. The record is from RefSeq and is a predicted model, not a curated record. Lineage: Eukaryota; Metazoa; Arthropoda; Insecta; Lepidoptera; Noctuidae. Bases 140 to 2530 code for a protein of 796 amino acids. The transcript has a single exon. Gene Ontology annotation, molecular function: protein binding.
GACGUUUGACCUUUAUUUAUUUUGACGUUUACUAUAUCUGCAACAAUGUACGACGUAAAGUGAAAUUGUUUUGUAAGGAGAAAGCUCAAUAAAUCGCAUAAAUAACUGAUUUAAACCGUACGAAUUGUCUGUAUGCAAGAUGGAUUUGGCAAAAUCUCUGUUUAGUUCGCGCGAUCAUGUCGGUUACGUGGGCCGCGAAGACCAUGAACGUAAAAUAAGUGCUGCACUAGCUGACGACGAUCCGGAAGACAUGAUCGAUGCGAUACGAGGAUUAAAUAUUGCUGACGAACUUCUACCAGCACCCGGCGGGCCGUUUUCUGCACUCACACCCAGUAUGGUCCCGCAAGAUAUAAUGGCUAAACUGGCGCAACCAGAAUCUGAAGGUCACGGUGGUGGACUUCCAGACUACAGAUUUGAUGAAUUUGGAUUUUGUGUUGACGAAGAAGAUGGACCUGAACAGAGUUCUAACAAGUUACUUGCAGACGCAUUCGUGGAGGAUGAUCAACACCGUCUUCAAUGGGAAUUUUAUAGCAAGGAAAUCAACUUUUCUGAAGGUGAAGGAAAGUUAGAAAAAACUGAUAAACUGCAAAAAAUGGUGAAAGAUGGCGUUCCACAUUCACUCCGACCUCAAGUAUGGAUGCACUUAUGUGGCGCUAAUAAAAAGAGAGCUUCCACUGAAAUUACAUACCAUGAGAUAGUAAGAGCGUCAAGUGAUGAUGGGUUGGUAACAAGUAAACAAAUCGAAAAGGACUUGGUUCAAAUACUUCCUAAUAAUGUUUGUUUUUCACACCCAACAAGCACUGGAGUGCCAAGGUUGCGUAGAAUAUUGAGAGCACUGGCCUGGCUUUAUCCUGAUAUAGGAUAUUGUCAGGGUACUGGAAUGAUUGCAGCAUCUUUACUAUUGUUAAUGGAAGAAGAAGAUGCUUUUUGGAUCAUGUGUACCACCGUUGAAGACUUGCUGCCAGCAUCUUACUACUCUUCAACUCUUAUAGGGAUCCAGGCUGAUCAAAAAGUAUUAAGAAGCCUGAUAUCAACUUAUUUACCUGGCAUUGACCAAGUAUUAAACGCCCAUGACAUUGAGCUCUCUCUGAUAACAAUGCAUUGGUUCCUAACAUUGUAUGCCAAUGUUGUCCACAUGAAAAUUUUGCUAAGAAUAUGGGACCUAUUCUUUUUAGAUGGCUCUUUAGUGCUAUUUAAGGUUACGUUGGCUAUGUUAAAAAUAAGGGAGAACAGAUUCACAGAAAUUUCUAAUUCAGCACAAAUUUUUAAUGCACUCUCAGAUAUACCUGGAGAAAUUGAUGAUGUAGAGCUCCUGAUUAAAACAAUAGAUGAAGUUUGUGGUGAUACUUUGAGUCCCACACUGAUUGACACUCAUAGAAGAAGACAUUUAGCAUAUCUGAUGGCUGAUCAGGGUGCUCUUGUGGGUAAUCCAAGUGCGGUGCCUAAUUUACCUAAGCAGCAGCUUCAAAGACGUCAGAUAAAGAAAAGCAAGUCAGUAAUACAAACAAUACUGUUUGGAGAAGAUAGCAAUAAUGAAGAUGCCGUUUCAAAGAACGUCAAGCAGACUGAAAUUUUGGUUGAUCUCAGGGAAGCAAUUUUGCAAGUUGCUCGCCACUUCUUAGCUCUAGAGCCUCAACUUGCUUCUGAGGUACAGUUGACUGCAGAUUAUACGAUGCAAAGUCAUGCAGCUGAUAGAGAGAGGUAUGUCAAUGUAUCGAGAAGUAAAAGAAGACGAGCCAAAGCCCUUUUAGACUUUGAAAGAAGAGAUGGAGAUGAAUUGGGUUUUAGGAAAAAUGACGUCAUUGAAGUAAUCAGUUCUAGGGAUGAACACUGCUGGAUUGGCGAGUUGAAUGGUCUCAGAGGCUGGUUUCCAGCGAGAUUUGUUAAGCUGCUUGACGAAAAAGGUGUAAAGUAUAGCAGGGCGGGAGAUGACUCCGUUACGGAAAAAGCUGCACAUCUGGUUAGAGGAGUUUUAGCUCCAGCUUUCAAAAGGGUGCUCCUUCAUGGUAUUAAACGACCUAGCUUCCUGGAUGGGCCAUGUCACCCGUGGCUUUUUAUAGAAGAGGCAUCAUCGCGUGAAGUCGAAAAAGAUUUUAAUUCCGUCUAUAGUCGUUUGGUGUUGUGUAAGACAUAUCGUUUGGAUGAAGAUGGAAAAGUUUUGACGCCAGAAGAAUUAUUAUACAGAUGUGUACAAGCCAUUAACUUGUCUCACGAUAAUGCACAUGCUCAAAUGGACGUCAAAUUACGCACAUUAAUUUGUAUGGGAUUAAACGAAGAAGCCUUGCAUUUAUGGCUGGAAGUAUUAUGCUCAUGUGUGGAUGUUGUCCAAAAAUGGUACCACCCGUGGUCAUUCAUUAAUUCACCAGGGUGGGUACAAAUUAAAUGCGAAUUAAGAAUCCUUUCCCAGUUCGGGUUUAAUUUAAAUCCAGAUUGGGAACUUCCACUAAAAAAAGAUACACAAAAUCAGCCUUUAAAAGAAGGAGUGAGAGACAUGUUGGUAAAACAUCAUUUGUUUUCGUGGGAUUUGUAAUUUUUGAAUUUUAAAGCUUUUUUAUAUUUAUGCAAUUUAAUAUCAAAUAUGUAAAUAAAAAUUGUACCUGUGCACUGUUCGCCUAAUAUAUCAAUUUUACGCUUAUUCUAAGAGCUAAAUAAAAUAUAAUGUGAAUACA